AUGUCUCUGCCACAGCGACCCGACGCCUCCUCGCCGCGGCGGGAGCGGGAGCGGGACCAGCGACAUGUCUUUCGAGAGAACACGUCCUCGCGACGCCGCCGCACUUCCGACCUAGAGAACACGCGAUCGCACGAGCGCACGCCAAGUAAGACUGGCACCUAUUCCAUCACCAACCGACCGCUGCCCUCGCCGGGCACGCCCGUCCCAAUGGACCGCGACCCUAUGAUGACUGCUGCACCCCACGGCUCCCGUUCAAUCGAGCUGAACCGCAAGCGCAGCCUGGUCCGCCCCGAGCGGCAACGCAUCGACGAAAACCACCCCAACUAUCACUACCGGAAGCAUGCGAAGAAGAUGCCCGUCCACCCCUCGACGACAGGCAACGACCCCAUCAGAGAAAGCAGAGAAGAGUAUCCUGAGUCGGAGACUGUGAGCUCAGAGAGCACCGACGUGAAGCCCCCCCACCUUCGCAAUGCAUCCGGUGGAGGCUACAACGACAAGGAUGCUCCUCUGGAGGAGGAACCGCCCCACCAGCGAAGGCUGAAACGAAGCAAGACGCAGGACAAAUUGGAGAGGCAGCGUCAGAAAGAAAGGGACGCCUUGCGGCCGCCGAGCUUGUGGAACGUGUACUGUGCUAUCAUAACUUUCUGGUGUCCCAAUGUGGUUCUCAAGUGCUUCGGAAAGGUGCAGAAGGCCCAGCAGCGCGCCUGGAGAGAAAAGAUGGGGCUUUGCAGCAUCAUCAUCCUCAUUAUGACCGCCGUCGGUUAUCUCACUUUCGGUUUUACCGAGACCGUCUGUCCUGCUGGAGGCGGCGAGCGCCUACAAGUCAACAAGGUAGACACGGGCUUUUUAAUCAUCCACGGCAAGGCUUACAACCUCCUCAACUCGCAUCACCCAAGAGCUUUCGGCAUCCAAGAGGGGCAAAACGUCUUGUUCGACCUUUCGGAGAAGCACGGAGGACAAGACGCAAGUUUCCUGUUCCAGAACGUCAACGGAGCCUGCAAAGGGCUCAUCAACCUGGCACCUGGCUCGGAUGUGCCAACCAACGCGAACGGCGAUCUGGCGUGGUAUUUUCCCUGCAACCCUUUUAACCAGGAUGGCUCUACCAAGCCCAAUACGACUGUUGGUCGCUACCUUGGUUAUCAAUGUCACACCUCGUCUGACGCUCGAUCGGCUCUUUACAGCUUGCGCACCGCUGGAGAUGUGUAUUUCACUUGGGACGACAUCAAGAACAGUACUCGCAACCUUAUGGUUUGGGGCGGCGAUGUGCUGGAUCUGGACUUGCUCGAAUGGUUCAACAAGACCCAAGUCAGCGUGCCUGACAGCUUCGAGAAGAUCCGGACCAAUCCCGCAGUAAGAGGAGUGGAUGUGACGCGCGCGUUCUCCUCCAGCUCUGACAAGCAGCUCGCCAAGUGUCUGACACAGAUCGUGAAGGUCGGAUCCAUUGACACGGAGAGCAUUGGCUGCAUUGCCUCCAAGGUUGUACUUUAUGUCUCGCUAGUGUUCAUUCUUGCUAUCGUCUUAGCCAAAUUCGUACUAGCUCUGGCUUUCCAAUGGUUCAUCAGCAGACGGUUCGGCGCAACCAAGACUUCCUUAGGGCCUGUCGACUCGAAAGAGCGCAAAAAGCAGAUCGAGGAAUGGAGCGACGACAUCUACCGCCCCCCACCAAGGUUGUUGGACUCCGCCGGUCCUGACAGGAGCAGCAAGCGUGGUAGCAUCCUGCCGUCCACCUCUAGGUUCACCAGCCCUUACUCCAUGGAAAAAAAUGUCAAAACUCGCGCCCCUCCUACGACCAUGACUAGCCAGAGUGCCUCGCGUGUCCUCUCAAGCUAUGGUGGCAGUGGCAUGUACAAACAGGUCAACGCCAGUCAGGGAACACUGCCACUGGAUCAUAAAGCCCCAGGAAGCCGAUCUAGCCUCCUGCUUUCUGGAACGACUGAGCAGUACCGCUCAAGCGUUUACGGUGAGACUGAAGGUCCUGGUCCCGCUGGAUUUAUUCAUGAAGCUGUUGUACCACAACCACCACCUGAGUGGCAGCCAUUCGGCUACCCAUUGGCUCAUUCUAUCUGCCUGGUGACUGCGUACUCCGAGGGAGCUGAUGGUUUGCGAACCACACUGGACUCCAUUGCCACUACAGAUUACCCAAAUAGCCACAAGUUGAUCUUGGUCAUCUGCGAUGGUAUGAUCAAAGGUGCUGGGGAAGAUCUCACUACGCCAGAGAUUACUCUCGCUAUGAUGAAAGAUCAUGCGGUGCUGCCACACGAAGUUGUUCCUUUCUCGUACGUCGCCGUCGCAAGCGGUUCGAAGCGCCACAACAUGGCAAAGGUCUAUUCUGGAUUCUACGAUUAUGGCGAGAACACCCGCAUACCCACCGAAAAGCAACAACGCGUCCCAAUGAUGGUCAUAGUCAAGUGCGGAACUCCUGACGAAAAGAAGAAUUCUAAGCCUGGCAAUCGUGGAAAGCGAGACAGUCAGAUCAUUCUGAUGUCGUUCCUACAGAAGGUCAUGUUUGAUGAGCGUAUGACGGAACUUGAGUUUGAAAUGUUCAACGGCAUUUGGAAGAUCACUGGGAUUUCCCCCGACUUCUACGAAAUAGUGCUCAUGGUCGACGCGGACACUAAGGUUUUCCCUGACUCCCUAACGCAUAUGAUCUCCGCCAUGGUCAAGGACCCAGAGAUUAUGGGUCUCUGUGGAGAGACCAAGAUUGCCAACAAGCGAGAUUCGUGGGUUUCGAUGAUCCAAGUUUUCGAAUACUUCAUCUCCCACCACCUGUCCAAGUCAUUCGAAUCAGUUUUCGGUGGUGUUACCUGCCUUCCAGGAUGUUUCUGCAUGUACCGUGUCAAGGCCCCGAAAGGCGGUCAAAACUAUUGGGUCCCUAUCCUUGCCAAUCCUGAUGUCGUUGAGCAUUAUUCCGAGAACGUGGUUGACACGUUGCACAAGAAAAAUUUGCUCCUGCUCGGCGAGGAUCGGUAUCUGUCAACGCUGAUGCUCAAGACGUUCCCGAAGCGCAAGCAAGUCUUUGUGCCCCAGGCUGUCUGCAAGACCACGGUACCUGAACAGUUCAAGGUGCUUUUAUCGCAGCGAAGGCGAUGGAUCAAUAGUACGGUCCACAAUCUGAUGGAGUUGGUACUCGUGCGCGAUCUGUGCGGUACCUUCUGCUUCAGCAUGCAGUUCGUCGUCUUCAUUGAGCUUAUUGGUACUUUGGUACUGCCUGCCGCCAUCGCAUUCACUUUCUAUCUGAUCGCGAUCUCCAUCAAGGCCGCCGUGCUGCAUACCGCGGCACCUGUUAUCCCGCUGGUACUACUUGCCCUGAUUCUGGGUCUGCCUGCCGUCCUCAUCGUGGUCACUGCUCAUCGGUGGUCGUACGUGGCGUGGAUGUUUGUCUACCUGUUGUCGCUGCCCGUUUGGAAUUUCAUCCUGCCAACAUAUGCUUUCUGGAAGUUCGAUGACUUCAGUUGGGGUGAUACGCGCAAGACGGCAGGCGAGAAGACGAAGAAGGCAGGUCUUGAGUAUGAGGGCGAAUUUGAUAGCAGCAAGAUCACGAUGAAGCGGUGGCACGAUUUCGAAGCAGGUAAGCGCUCCACACAACAUGCGUUGAAGGUUCCGAUUAUGCAAGUCCAUUCACUGACUUUGUACCCUUGCAGAACGGAGACUUAA
Didymosphaeria variabile is the source of this 3654-nucleotide messenger RNA. Its product is annotated as Chitin synthase, class 3. Gene Ontology annotation, molecular function: chitin synthase activity. The transcript is spliced from 2 exons. The record is from RefSeq and is a predicted model, not a curated record. Gene Ontology annotation, cellular component: cell periphery; cell septum. NCBI's taxonomy places the organism in Eukaryota, Fungi, Ascomycota, Dothideomycetes, Pleosporales, Didymosphaeriaceae. The coding region runs from base 1 to 3654 and encodes 1217 amino acids.